Molecule: messenger RNA, 1711 nt
Organism: Elgaria multicarinata webbii
Lineage: Eukaryota; Metazoa; Chordata; Lepidosauria; Squamata; Anguidae
Gene: PDSS1
Product: decaprenyl diphosphate synthase subunit 1
Exons: 11
Coding region: 1-1257 (418 amino acids)
Biological process (GO): ubiquinone biosynthetic process; isoprenoid biosynthetic process
Cellular component (GO): transferase complex; mitochondrion
Molecular function (GO): prenyltransferase activity
Source: RefSeq, a predicted model, not a curated record
AUGGCCCUGUGGUGGUGGCAUCGCUGCUGCUGCUCGUGCUUCGCUUCCUCCCGGUCGGCUGGGCUUUCCGGCCCUUUGCGGAGCUUGAGUUCGGCUAGUAGCGGCGCCAGCGGGAGGCCGCCGGCUGAGAGUCUGGCAGCGCCCGUGUGGAAGGCGGCGACAUCUGGUUUUCUAAGGGGAAGUUCAUCUUUAUUCUUUCCAAAAAUGCAUAGUAUAUUUUUGCGGUUUCACCACACAACGGUCCAAACGCACAGCUGUGGUAAAGUUGUUAGUGAUGAAAAACAUAAAGAUCCUUUUAAACUUGGAAGGAAAGACUUGAAAAAUUUGUAUGAAGAUAUUAAAAAGGAAUUAUGGGUAUCUACUGCAGAACUUAAAGAAAUGUGUGAAUAUUACUUUGAUGGCAAAGGAAAGGCCUUCCGACCAAUGAUUGUGGUACUAAUGGCCAGAGCGUGCAAUUUUCAUCAUAACAGUUCUGGCGAGGUGCAGGCAAGUCAACGCUCUAUAGCUGCAGUUGCAGAAAUGAUCCAUACAGCAACUCUGGUUCAUGAUGAUGUAAUUGAUGAUGCAAAUUCACGAAGAGGAAAAAUGACAGUUAAUCAAAUCUGGGGAGAAAGGAAGGCAGUCCUAGCCGGUGAUUUCAUCCUUUCUGCAGCUUCUCUAGUUUUAGCACGCAUUGGAAACACAACCAUUAUUUCUGUGUUAACGCAAGUGAUUGAGGAUCUGGUGCGUGGUGAAUUUCUUCAGCUGGGUUCCAAAGAAAAUGAAAACGAGAGAUUUGCUCAUUACCUCGAGAAAACAUUUAAGAAGACUGCAAGUCUUAUAGCAAACAGCUGUAAAGCAGUUUCCAUUCUAAGCUGCCCUGAUCCAAAUGUUCAUGAGAUUGCAUACCAAUAUGGAAAAAACAUUGGGAUAGCGUUUCAGUUGAUAGAUGACGUGCUGGAUUUUACCUCCUGUUCUAAGCAGCUAGGGAAACCUACAUCAGCAGACCUUAAGCUUGGAAUAGCUACUGGUCCUGUCUUAUUUGCUUGUCAGCAGUUUCCAGAAAUUAAUGCCAUGAUAAUGAGGCGAUUCAGUUUGCCAGGAGAUGUACAACGUACUCAGGAGUAUGUAUUAAAGAGUGGUGGUAUACAGCAGACAACCUACCUCGCCCAGCGCUACUGCCAUGAAGCAAUGAGAGAGAUCAGCAAGCUCAGGGCGUCCCCUGAAAGAGAUGCACUUGUUCAGCUGGCAGAAAUUGUACUUUCCCGAGACAAGUGAUUCGCCUCCUUCCGCUCAUUCAUUCUGGCAGCUAAUUUAUCAGACUGUGCCUAAAACUAUGUUUCAGAACAUCUUGGCUCGCUUCCAGUGCAGUUACCAAUUUUUUUAAAAAAGUUAUCCUCACUGAAAUAAAUAUAACUAGGUUUAUGAAGUAAAAAUGUUUUAUUGAAGGAAGCCAUACAAAAUGAUGACACAAGAUCAGUCUGUUAAGCUGGCAGCAAUGCCUUGUGCCCGUGGUUUUAAUGAGGAGGGUUCUUGUUUCGUGUGGGUAUUGUUUACAUUGUUCAAUAUUGACACCGAAGGCCACAAAGAAUAAAUACAAUCAAUGUGUUGAAAAAUCACUUCUGCAAUCCCUGGUGUGUGCUGGGACUAUAACAAAUACCUUGAAUGAUCUAAUUGCCUGUUAGAAUUUCAGAGUACCCAGAAAAUUAAAGGAGAAUGGUUUAUUAUAAAA